AUGAUACUGAUUUUGAAAAAUCUCACAGAACAAUGCAAGGGACAGAAUUGCUUUGGAUGGCAGUGGAGUGGUUUCGAACCAUCGAUCGUGCGCUCACACUAUGACUUCUCACUGCAACACACGCCCAAUGCUGUGAUGCGGUUCACGUUGUGCAACGCCUUGGAAACAGGCGCAUCGUGUGUUUUUUCACACUUCUCGGUGCACGGGUGCUGUCGGUAUCAUGAGCUCCUUGUAAGAAUGACGAAAGGCUACUGGAAGUUCCGCUCUUCCUUGUUCUGUGCCACAAUGCUAGCAGUCGUUGGUGUUGUUAUAGUUGCUAUUCCAACGUCUUUGUGGCUUUACUCGAGAUAUCACUCACAGAAACCCAAAGUCUACGCGAAAACGGAUGGGAAACUUUUAGAACGUGUUAGUAAGCACAUGCCUGUUUUAAAGAAGGUCUACACUCUACCAUGGUGGUGUCCAUUCGGUGAUGCGCAAACUAUAGUCAGUGGAACUUUGAGGAAAUGUCCUCCCUUGCCAUUCAUAAGAGAAGUGAUUGAAUUCGAAGACGGCGGCGCACUUGGAAUCGAUUGGCUUCAUCCGGAGGGCUGCGCUGACGACGCACCUAUUAUCUUCUUCCUACCAGGAAUCACAGGCUCAACUAGGGAUUGUUCUUACAUACUGUAUCCAGCACAAGAAGUAUGUGCUCGGAAAUGGCGUGUUGUUGUUUACAAUCCACGUGGACUAGGCGGUGUUCGUUUACGUAACAGAAUAGCUUAUAACUCUGCUCGUCACCACGAUGUAGCAGAGGUGAUAAAGCGCAUAUCGUCGAGAUAUCCUCGAGCGAAAAUGAUAGGAUGUGGCUUCAGCAUGGGAGGAAUGGUGUUAUGGAAUUACCUCGCAACAUGUACUAAAGAAAAUGUAGUCUUGCAAGGAGCACUUAUCGUCUCUACACCAUUCGAUCCCUCAUCAACAACAAAUUCGUUGGAGAAGUUUUUCGCAAAAUACACCUACAAUCGCCACAUUACUAAGAAGCUGGUAACAUUUGUCGAAAAAUAUAAAGAGCAGUACGAAGAUCAUGAAGUGAUGAAUUUUGAUCAUGUGUUGCAAUCAGUGACAAUUCGAGAGUUCGAUACACGAUUCACUGCUCCUGUCUUUGGGUACGAUUCCGUUGAUCACUAUUAUAACCAUGCGGCACCUAACAAAAAGGUUCAAAAGAUUCCUGUUCCUACUCUUUGCCUAAAUGCGGAUGACGAUUGUUUUAGUCCAAAAGAAGCAAUUCCUAUCAAAGAAAUGGGCGCUAGUGAAUCAGUCGUGGGAGUGGUGACACGUGGAGGUGGACAUACAGCUUUCCUUCGAACUGCAAAUCCAAACCAGGGAGGCCUAGUCGACGAAAUACUUAUUGAAUGGGCUACUAUGCUUAUUCACGAUCUCCAUUAA
Necator americanus (New World hookworm) is the source of this 1419-nucleotide messenger RNA. RefSeq lists its product as uncharacterized. The record is from RefSeq and is a predicted model, not a curated record. NCBI's taxonomy places the organism in Eukaryota, Metazoa, Nematoda, Chromadorea, Rhabditida, Ancylostomatidae. The transcript has 15 exons. Gene Ontology annotation, biological process: medium-chain fatty acid catabolic process; medium-chain fatty acid biosynthetic process. Bases 1 to 1419 code for a protein of 472 amino acids. Gene Ontology annotation, molecular function: monoacylglycerol lipase activity; acetylesterase activity.